AUGAUCACCUCAGAACUACCCGUGUUACAGGACUCGUCCAAUGACUCGGGAGCCACAGACGCUGUGAGUCUGAGCAUGAGUAUGAGUGAGAUCGAGGAUCCAGAAGUUAAGGGCAGAAAGAAGAGAGGUCGCCCCGGGAAACAGGGGCAAACUGUGUCAAACAAAAAGCCCAGACGGCCUGCAGCUGAUAAGAGUGUUAGCGCGUCCAGAGGGAGGGGGAAGGCCAAUGGAGUGGCCCAACACAACGGGGACAACGCAGACCCCGUCACGCUGUUUGAAGUGGUCAAAGUGGGCAAGAGCGCCAUGCAGUGUGUGGUGGAUGACUGGAUCGAGUCGUACAAACAGGACCGAGACAUGGCACUUCUCGACCUCAUCAACUUUUUCAUCCAGUGUUCCGGUUGCAAGGGCACUGUUCGUAUCGAGAUGUUCAGGAAUAUGCAAAAUGCUGAGAUAAUCCGCAAGAUGACUGAAGAGUUUGACGAGGACAGUGGAGAUUACCCCCUGACGAUGCCUGGACCCUUGUGGAAGAAGUUUCGUUAUAAUUUCUGUGAGUUUAUCGCGGUGCUGAUCCGCCAGUGCCAGUACAGCAUCAUCUAUGACGAGUACAUGAUGGACACGGUCAUCUCGCUGCUCACUGGACUGUCCGACUCCCAGGUCCGAGCCUUCAGACACACCUCCACGCUCGCAGCGAUGAAGUUGAUGACAGCGCUGGUGAACGUGGCGUUGAACCUCAGCAUCCACCAGGACAACACGCAGCGACAGUAUGAGGCCGAGAGGAACAAGAUCGCAGGGAAACGAGCCAAUGAGAAGUUGGAGCUGCUGCUGCAAAAGAGGAAAGAGCUACAAGAAAACCAAGACGAGAUUGAAAACAUGAUGAACUCCAUCUUCAAGGGUAUAUUUGUGCAUCGCUACAGGGACGCCAUCGCAGAAAUCCGAGCCAUUUGCAUCGAAGAGAUUGGAGUCUGGAUGAAGAUGUACAGCGACGCCUUUCUUAACGACAGCUAUUUGAAAUACGUGGGAUGGACACUACACGAUAGGCAAGGAGAGGUGCGUCUCAAGUGCCUGAAGGCUUUGCAAAACCUUUACACAAACAGAGAACUAUUUCCUAAACUUGAGCUUUUCACAAAUCGAUUCAAGGACCGUAUCGUGUCCAUGACUUUGGAUAAGGAGUAUGAUGUGGCUGUGGAGGCAAUCAGACUGGUCACUCUCAUCCUACAGGGCAGUGAAGACGCCUUGUCAAACGAAGACUGUGAAAACGUCUACCACUUGGUUUACUCCGCACAUCGACCGGUGGCUGUCGCGGCUGGAGAGUUUCUGCACAGGAAGUUGUUCAGUCGCCACGAUCCCCAGGCCGAGGAGGCUCUGGCCAAACGCAGAGGAAGAAGCAGCCCCAAUGGAAACCUCAUCCGCAUGCUGGUGCUUUUCUUCCUGGAGAGUGAGCUCCACGAACAUGCGGCGUACCUGGUGGACUCGCUGUGGGAGAGUUCUCAGGAGCUGCUGAAGGACUGGGAGUGUAUGACGGAGCUGCUGCUGGAGGAGCCGGUCCAGGGAGAGGAGGUUUUAUCGGACAGACAGGAGAGCGCCCUGAUCGAACUCAUGGUGUGCACCAUCCGCCAGUCUGCAGAGGCGCAUCCUCCUGUCGGCCGCGGGACAGGCAAACGGGUUCUAACAGCAAAGGAGAGGAAAACACAGAUCGAUGAUAAAAACAAACUAACGGAGCAUUUCAUCAUGGCCUUACCAAUGAUCUUAUCAAAGUACCAGGCUGACUCGGAGAAAGUGGCCAACCUCCUGCAGAUCCCCCAGUUCUUUGACCUAGACGUGUACAGCGCCGGCCGCAUGGAGAAGCACCUGGACGGGCUGUUGAAGCAGAUCCGGCUGGUGGUGGAGAAGCACAUAGAGAUGGACGUGUUGGAGGCCUGCAGUAAAACCUACAGCAUCCUGUGUUCCGAGGAGUACACCAUCAUGAACCGCGUGGACAUUGCACGCUCGCAGCUCAUCGACGAAAUGACCGACCGCUUCACGCAUUCGGUGGAGGAGCUGCUGCAGGAGGCUGAAGAGGCUGAUGACGAUGACAUCUACAACGUGUUAUCCACUCUAAAGAGACUCACUGCCUUCCAUAACGCCCACGACCUGACGCGCUGGGACUUGUUUGGAAACUGUUACCGUCUCCUCAAAGCAGGGAUUGAACAGGGCUCGAUGCCGGAGCAGAUCGCGGUCCAGGCGCUGCAGUGCUCCCACUACUCCAUCUUGUGGCAGCUGGUUAAGAUCACCGAGGGGGCGCCCACCAAGGACGACCUGGUGGCGCUGAGGAGAGUGGUCAAGUCCUUUCUGGCCGUGUGUCAACAGUGUCUGUCCAACGUCAACACUCCAGUCAAAGAGCAGGCCUUCAUGCUGCUGUGUGACCUCCUGAUGAUAUUCAGUCAUCAGUUAGUGUCUGGGGGCAGAGAGGGGCUGCAGCCGCUCGUCUUUAACCCCGACAGCACGCUUCAAAACGAGCUGCUCAACUUUGUGCUGGACCACGUCUUCAUCGACCAGGACGACGAGAGCCAGAGCAUAGAGGGAGACGAGGAGGAUGAAGCCAACAAGAUCGAAGCCCUUCACAAAAGAAGAAACCUCUUGGCUGCCUUUUGUAAACUCAUCAUUUUCGACAUCGUGGACAUGCCCGCAGCCGCUGACAUUUUCAAACACUACAUGAAGUAUUAUAACGACUACGGAGACAUCAUCAAGGAGACUUUGAGUAAAACCAGACAGACGGACAAGAUCCUUUGUGCCAAGACCCUCAUCCUCAGUUUGCAGCAGUUGUUCAACGAGUUGCUUCAGGACCAGGGCCCAAACUUGGACCGGACCUCGUCUCAUGUGAGCGGCAUCAAAGAGCUGGCCCGGCGCUUCGCCCUGACCUUUGGCCUGGACCAGAUCAAGACCAGAGAGGCUGUGGCCACGCUGCACAAGGACGGUAUCGAGUUUGCCUUCAAAUACCAGAACUCCAGAGGACCAGAGUUCCCUCCCAUAAACCUGGCCUUCCUCGAGGUGCUCAGCGAGUUCUCCUCCAAACUUAUCCGCCAAGACAAAAAGACUGUCCACUCGUACCUGGAGAAGUUCAUGUCGGAGUCCAUGUCGGAGCGCAGGGAGGACAUCUGGCUGCCUCUCAUCUCCUACAGGAACAGUCUGCUGACGGGAGGAGACGAGGACCACAUGUCGGUCACCUCCGGCACCAGCAGCAAACCCGGAUCAGUGCGCAGCAAGAAGGGCCGGCCGCCGCUGCAUAAGAAACGCAUCGAGGCGGAGGAGAGCAGCGUGGAGGGCUCGUGGCUGAUGCGUAAUGACACUUUACCGACACCAGGGGCGCUGCAGACGCCUCAGCUCACAUCCACAGUGCUUCGAGAGAACAGACCAGCUGAACACAUGGGCGACCCAGACUCCGAGCCUGGCUCCGAGAACGACUUUGUGCACAAUCCUCAGAUGCAGAUGUCGUGGCUAGGGCAGCAGAAGAUGGAAGAGGUGAACCGGAAAGACCGAACAGGAAUGAACUACAUCAAGUCUCGCAGCAAUCAAGGCGUGCGGCAGACGGUGCGAGGUUUGAUGGAGGACGACGCAGAGCCGAUCUUUGAGGACGUGAUGAUGUCGUCGAGAGGUCAGCUGGAGGACAUGAACGAGGAGUUUGAGGACACAAUGGUCAUCGACCUGCCCCCAUCUCGAAACAGACGCGAAAGAGCCGAGCUAAGACCGGACUUCUUUGAUUCAGCAGCUAUGAUUGAAGACGAAUCGGGAUUCAGCAUGCAGAUGUUCUGA
Knipowitschia caucasica is the source of this 3789-nucleotide messenger RNA. The record is from the annotation of a GenBank genome assembly. Lineage: Eukaryota; Metazoa; Chordata; Actinopteri; Gobiiformes; Gobiidae.